This is a messenger RNA of Carlito syrichta (Philippine tarsier), 2426 nucleotides long. It is a transcript of the gene ABCB8, whose product is annotated as ATP binding cassette subfamily B member 8. NCBI's taxonomy places the organism in Eukaryota, Metazoa, Chordata, Mammalia, Primates, Tarsiidae. Gene Ontology annotation, biological process: transmembrane transport. The transcript has 16 exons. Gene Ontology annotation, molecular function: ABC-type transporter activity; ATP binding; ATP hydrolysis activity. The record is from RefSeq and is a predicted model, not a curated record. Gene Ontology annotation, cellular component: membrane. The coding region runs from base 93 to 2249 and encodes 718 amino acids.
UUGUUGGGAUUGGAGCCGGGGCCAACAUGGAGCCCUCUGUGGAACGAGGGUGAAACUGCUGUUGCCGACUGCGCUUGUUUUCCCGCCCCAGAAUGUUGGUGCAUUUAUUUCGGGUCGGGAUUCGGGGCAGCCCUCUCCCAGGCAGGCCGCUACUUCCCUUCCGCUUCCAGACAUUCUCAGCCGUCAGGUACUCUGAUGGCCGCCACAGCUCUUCCCUCCUCAGGGCCGUGGCCCAGCUGCGGUCCCAGCUCUGGGCCCACCUCCCUCGAGCUCCCCCAGCUCCCAGACGGAGCCUUUCUGCCUGGUGCUGGGUUGGGGGAGCCCUGCUAGGCCCUGUGGUGCUGAGUAAGCAUCCCCGUCUCUGCCUUGUGGCACUAUGUGAGGCAGAAGAGGCCCCUUCUACCUGCUCCACACCCAGUGUCGUGGAGUCUCGUUUUAACUGGAAGCUCUUCUGGCAGUUUCUGCACCCCCAUCUGCUGCUUCUGGGUGUAGCUAUUGUGCUGGCCUUGGGUGCAGCCCUGGUGAAUGUACAGAUCCCCCUGCUCCUGGGCCAGCUGGUAGAGAUCGUGGCUAAGUACACGAGGGACCAUGUGGGCAGCUUCAUGAACGAGUCCCGGAAUCUCAGCACCCGCCUGCUCAUCCUCUAUGGCAUCCAGGGACUUCUGACCUUUGGGUACCUUGUGCUGCUGUCCCACAUUGGUGAGCGCAUGGCUGUGGACAUGCGGAAAGCCCUCUUCAACUCCCUGCUCCGACAAGACAUUGCUUUCUUUGAUGCAAAAAGGACAGGACAGCUGGUGAGCCGAUUGACAACCGAUGUGCAGGAGUUUAAAUCAUCCUUCAAGCUUGUCAUCUCCCAGGGGCUGCGAAGCUGCACCCAGGUGGCUGGCUGUCUGGUGUCCCUGUCAAUGUUGUCCACACGCCUCACUCUGCUGCUGAUGGUGGCCACACCUGCCCUGAUGGGAGUUGGCACCAUGAUGGGCUCAGGUCUCCGAAAAUUGUCUCGCCAUUGUCAGGAACAGGUUGCCAAGGCAACAGGUGUGGCAGAUGAGGCCCUGGGCAACGUUCGGACAGUGCGAGCCUUCGCCAUGGAGCAACGGGAAGAGGAGCACUAUGGGGCCGAACUGGAGGAGUGCCGCUGCAGGGCAGAGGAGCUGGGUCGGGGCAUUGCUCUGUUCCAAGGGCUUUCCAACAUCGCCUUCAACUGCAUGGUCCUGGGCACUCUGUUUAUUGGGGGCUCCCUUGUGGCCGGGCAGCAGCUGACAGGGGGAGACCUCAUGUCCUUCCUGGUGGCCUCCCAGACUGUGCAGAGGUCCAUGGCCAACCUCUCUGUCCUGUUUGGUCAGGUAGUACGGGGGCUCAGUGCAGGUACCCGGGUCUUUGAGUACAUGGCCCUGAGCCCCUGCAUCCCACUGUCUGGGGGCUGUUGCAUCCCCAAGGAGCACCUGCAAGGCGCUGUCACAUUUCAGAAUGUCUGCUUCAGUUACCCCUGCCGCCCUGGCUUCGAGGUGCUCAAAGACUUCACCCUGACGCUGCCCCCUGGCAAGAUCGUGGCCCUCGUGGGCCAGUCUGGGGGAGGAAAGACCACCGUGGCCUCCCUGCUGGAGCGUUUCUACGACCCCACAGCGGGUGUGGUGAUGCUAGACGGGCAGGACCUGCGCACCCUCGACCCCUCCUGGCUCCGGGGCCAGGUGGUUGGCUUCAUCAGCCAGGAACCUGUCCUGUUUGGAACUACCAUCAUGGAGAAUAUCCGUUUUGGGAAGCUGGAAGCUUCUGAUGAAGAGGUGUAUGCAGCUGCACGGGAAGCCAAUGCCCAUGAGUUCAUCACUAGCUUCCCCGAGGGCUACAACACUGUUGUCGGUGAGCGAGGCACCACCCUGUCUGGGGGCCAGAAGCAGCGCCUGGCCAUUGCCCGUGCUCUCAUCAAGCAGCCCACGGUGCUAAUCCUGGAUGAGGCCACUAGCGCGCUGGAUGCAGAGUCUGAGCAGGUUGUGCAGGAGGCCCUAGACCGGGCCAGUGCAGGCCGCACAGUGCUGGUCAUUGCCCAUCGGCUCAGCACUGUCCGCGGGGCCCACCGCAUCAUCGUCAUGGCUGAUGGCCAUGUCUGGGAGGCUGGGACCCACGAAGAGCUCCUGAAGAAAGGUGGCCUGUAUGCAGAGCUCAUCCGGAGACAGGCCCUGGAUGCCCCGCAGUUGGUGGACCCACCUCCUGAGAAGCUGAAAGGCCCCAGGAACCACUGGCACAAGUCCUGAUAGGAACCCUCAGAGGUCCGGGGCUCAGUUGUGGGGAGCUCACCAGGGCCUGAGCCUCCAGGAGACCCAGCAAGCUGCAUGUUGGCUGCCACUGAAUCACAAUAAAGCCUGAUCCUAGUGGCUCACUGGGGAGGCCAGGCUCCCUCCCACCCCCUCCCCAGUCCUGCCAGCUACCUA